Messenger RNA from Meira miltonrushii, 1032 nucleotides. RefSeq names its product Pkinase-domain-containing protein. The transcript has a single exon. Lineage: Eukaryota; Fungi; Basidiomycota; Exobasidiomycetes; Exobasidiales; Brachybasidiaceae. Bases 1 to 1032 code for a protein of 343 amino acids. Gene Ontology annotation, biological process: protein phosphorylation; intracellular signal transduction; intracellular monoatomic cation homeostasis. The record is from RefSeq and is a predicted model, not a curated record. Gene Ontology annotation, molecular function: protein serine/threonine kinase activity; ATP binding.
AUGAUUGGUCUCACUCGUCGUGGAUCAAAUACAUCGCAAGGCAAUCGAUCUGACGGAGGAAGUAAGAAAGGUAGUAAAAAUGGAGGUAGCGAAAGCGGUCGUGGUGGUGGUGAAACGGCCAGUCUUUUGAAGAAGUAUGGUGUUUGUGAAAAGGCUGCAAUCGGUAAAGGUGCUACAGCCGUUGUCCGAUUAGCGCACAAGUGGGAUCGCAGUACAGAGAAAUUGUAUGCCGUGAAGGAAUUCCGUAAACGAAGAAAGAACGAAACCGAAAAGGAAUACGUCAAAAAGUUGACAUCCGAAUUCUGCAUUUCUUCUACCUUGCAUCACGUCAACAUUGUUGAAACUGUCGAUUUGGUUCAAGACGAGAACAGACAUUGGUGUGAAGUGAUGGAAUACUGUCCUGGUGGAGAUUUGUAUGCUGCUAUCAAACGUGGUGGAAUGUCACAGGCUGUGGUCGAGUGCAACUUCAAGCAAAUUUUGAGCGGUAUCGGUUAUUUGCAUAGCAUGGGUGUAGCACAUCGUGAUAUCAAACCCGAAAAUUUGCUGUUAGAUGCAAGUGGACAUAUCAAGAUCACCGAUUUUGGUGUAUCUGACGUUUUCCGUAUGUGUUGGGAAAAGUCAACGCAUUACAGUAAAGGAUUGUGUGGAAGUGAACCUUACAUUGCACCCGAGCAAUUCGAACACAAGGAAUACGAUGCACGAUUAGUGGAUGUUUGGGCGGCAGCAGUUGUGUUUUAUUGCAUGCAGUUUCAAGAACUUCCUUGGCGAGUUGCCAAGAUGUCAGAUCCAACGUUCAAGGAAUUCGUUCAUUCUUACCACACAUCUACAUCACCGCCACCGUUAUCCAAUUUAUCGCCACGCGAAUGUCGACCAUUGCUGAAAAAGAUGCUCUGUCCUGAUCCAAAAGGACGUAUUAUGACGGAAGAAAUCUUUAAAGAUCCAUGGUUCAUGUCAAUCAAUGCGUGUGAAAAUGGAGUUUCCUCGGAUCACAAACAUCAAAUUGUACCCUUUACAGUGACAUCAACUUCGUAA